Messenger RNA from Botrytis cinerea B05.10, 1613 nucleotides. RefSeq lists its product as hypothetical. The record is from RefSeq and is a predicted model, not a curated record. The coding region runs from base 375 to 1505 and encodes 376 amino acids. The transcript has 2 exons. NCBI's taxonomy places the organism in Eukaryota, Fungi, Ascomycota, Leotiomycetes, Helotiales, Sclerotiniaceae.
GGUGCCAAGAUGUGGAAGAAUCCCAUAAAUAUCCUCCCUCGAAUUCAAAGUUGCCCCCAACGGUGCUUACUCCAUAUGGCGCAGGAAUACCAGCAUUAUCAUCACAGCAGAUUGGCUUACCACACUAAAGAUUAUCACAUUAUCACAUCCACAUGGCUAUUUCCGAUUAUUCACUACCGUUCUAAGGUUCUAAGCAGCCAAGAUCCAAAUUUCCCCUUACUAACACUCUUCUUUUGUCCACCAUGUUUAUUUUAUAUAUCACGUCGCGUCCCCCUUCAUCGUCUACGAGUUUCGAGUUCAUGUGUAUGCAAUUUACGUCUCGAUACAUAUCGCCUCUAUAAGGGAUCGCAAACACUCUCGUUGACACCCCCACCAUGGCGCCGGCACACGAAUCGGGGUCGUUUCUAUGGAAUAGAAAGAUGCACAGGAGUUUGAUUUUCGCGACUUGUAUUUUAAGUUUGCUUAUGUUAGUUUUCUACUAUCAAUACGACUUAUCAUCAAUAUCGAAAUUCCAUCUGGACAAACUAACACCAGGAGGGUCGAGCGCGGUGGGCGAUUCUGUAGCGCCAGAAUCAAAGUCUUCAACUGCAAACCUAGAAGGAGAUUUGGCCACCGGCAGUCCGAAAACUAGUAUAGCUUCGACAGGCUCGAAGGGAGGUUCGACGAACACGAAAGUUGAAUUGGACCAGACGCGGGUUGCUCUCCUUCUCGAAACUCGGCCCAUACCUCAUUUGCCCGCUCUUCUCGCACACUUUAUAUCCGUUUUACCCGCACCGUGGGUUUUCCGCUUCGUUGGAACCCCGGAAGCUAAUGCAUUGAUUUCCUCUUCCUCGUCUCUAUCCGGUCAUGUCAAGACUGGAAAAUUGGUCAUUACCGAGCUCCCCGAGAAAUACGCCAUCAAAGACCAGGAGACUAUAAGCAUGACUCUUACAGAUUUGACCUUCUACAGAGACUUUCUCGCUCCUGCGGAAUGGGUUCUGAUGUUUCAAAGCGAUUCAAUGAUAUGCGCAUCCUCUGAGUAUAACAUAGAAGACUGGAUUUCCAAAGACUAUUCCUGGGUCGGUGCCCCGUGGAAUAUGGCUGUAAAGGGUGGAAAUGGAGGGUUGAGUCUCAGGCAUAUCCCUCCCAUCAUUAAAAUCCUCGAAAAAGAAGUUCGUAAGCCCGGUACUCCGUGGGAAGAUCGUUGGAUAUGCGAUCGCCUCAUAGAAUCAGAUGCUAGCAAAAUGCCUGGACCAGACGUAGAAGUCAAAUUCAGCGUGGAAAGCCAGUGGUACGAGAAGCCCUUUGGUUAUCAUCUAAUAGGAAGUGGUAAAUUCUUGGUGCCGGCCGUCUGGGAUAAUAAAGAGCGCAGAAAGCAUAUUUUGGAAUAUUGCCCGGAAGUCAAGAUUGUGCUGGAUAUGGAUCUGAUCAAAGAGACAGAGAAAUUGACCAAGGAACUCGAGGAACUAAAAUCUCCAAAGGCUGGCACGGAAAAAGAGAAAGGAAAGGAAGAUGGGCCCAAGUAAAUCACAUGGGAGGAAAAGAAGAUGAAUUUAUAGAGCACAUAGUAAAUAUAUAUAAUACCCACGAAUAAUGACGUUGACAUUGAUAGACAAAUUAAAGACACAAAUACA